Molecule: messenger RNA, 550 nt
Organism: Oreochromis aureus
Lineage: Eukaryota; Metazoa; Chordata; Actinopteri; Cichliformes; Cichlidae
Product: NACHT, LRR and PYD domains-containing protein 1-like
Exons: 4
Coding region: 35-418 (127 amino acids)
Molecular function (GO): protein binding
Source: RefSeq, a predicted model, not a curated record
GAGUCCAGGAUGUGGACUUGAAACUCUGAGAUUGAUGGACUGUGGUUUGUCAGAGAUCAGCUGUGAUUAUCUGGCAGCAGCGCUGAAGUCCAACCCCUCCCAUCUGAGAGAGCUGGACCUGAGUAGUGGCUACUCCAUGUCUUCCACUAAGAACAACAACAAGCUGCAGGGUUCAGGAGUGAAGCAUCUGUGUGGUUUCCUGGAGAGUCCAGGAUGUAAACUUGAAACUCUGAGAUUGGAGAGCUGUGGUUUGUCAAAGGUCAGCUGUGAUUAUCUGGCAGCAGCGCUGAAGUCCAACCCCUCCCAUCUGAGAGCGCUGGAGCUGCAAUCAAACAAGCUGAAGAAUCCAAAUGUGAAGCAGCUGUCUGAUCUUCAGCAGAGUCCAGACUACAGACUGGAGUGGCUGGUGUGGGACUGAUGAUGUUAAACAGGACGGUGUGUGUGCUGAGAGAGGAGGAGCUGUGUCCUGAUGAUCCAGAGAGGUUGAAGCAGCAGCAGCUUGUGUGUAGAGACGCUCUGACUGGGCCAUGUUACUGGGAGGUGGAGUGGA